This is a messenger RNA of Cryphonectria parasitica EP155, 933 nucleotides long. RefSeq lists its product as uncharacterized. Lineage: Eukaryota; Fungi; Ascomycota; Sordariomycetes; Diaporthales; Cryphonectriaceae. The transcript has 4 exons. The record is from RefSeq and is a predicted model, not a curated record. The coding region runs from base 1 to 933 and encodes 310 amino acids.
AUGGGCUGCUGCUUCUCACGCCCGCAUGGACCCAACUCUCCUUGUCCGGGGGCUGUCCAGUCCGGGUCUGCACGGGCUACAGAACCCUCUUCUCCCCAUUCCCAGGCUCUCCCUCCACCUGCUCUAACCCAGGGUUCUGAAGAUGGCUCUGCCACCACCCCUCGUCAGCGGACCCGUCGCCGCCGGCCACCUCUGGGCCAGCAUAUCAACAAGCCACUGCGCCGACAAGACUGGACUUCCAAGGAUCACCCGUGGUCCAGGACUGCUCUGGACCGUGAGCGUCUUGAUUUCUUCGAGACGAGAGUCGACGGCCGUCCCGAGAUCUGGCAGGCCCUUCACGCCGCCCUGCGCGUGCUCUGGGAUGCUGAGGUCGACAGCGACGAGCAUGAUCCUGCCAUGGCCCUCGCCACCGCCCAGAGCAUCUUGAAUGCUGUGGACAUCACCCUCCCGACCGGUAACCUAGCCGAUGGCGCCUACGAUUCGCUUGGACAUUACUAUCAGCUGCCCGCACACAUCGUCUCCGAUCCAGUCAACAUCGUCUCUACUAGUCAGCUCGACGGUGUCCUCGACGAUGGUGAAGACAAUCUGAGAGAGGCUGGUGACGCCGCAGCAGAGAAUCCGGACAACGAUGUAGCUGAGAUGCGUAGGGAGGAGAAAGGCAAGGCUGUCGUUGACGUUCGAGCUCAGGUUCUUGCAGUUGUGCGCCCGAGUGACGGCUCGGGAGAUCUCAAGCUCUACCUUGCCAAAGAAGAGACUGUUCGCAGUGUCAUUCGUAGAAUCGUGGAGGAGCCAGGCUUCAAUAAUCGAUCCGCUCACAGCAUUCGCCUUGUUCUUCUUGGCAAGAUUCUCAACGAGAGUCAACCACUCGCGGCCCAAGAUUGGCAACCUGAUCUCGUUCUCAACGCCUUUAUCAGGGACGACCCUCCAAAGUGA